AUGGAGCCAAAAUUACAUGUUCAUACAAAUGUUGAUAUUGCGAAUAUUCGUAAACCAUAUAAAAGAUUAGAUGAAUAUUUUGGUACUGAACAUCUUGUAUCACAUGAACCAAUGGGACAAUUUAAAAAAUGGUUUGAAGAAGCUGUUGAAUAUAUUGAUGAACCAAAUGCUUUUUGUUUAUCUACUGCUACAAAAGAUGGUAAACCUUCGAAUCGAUUUUUAUUAAUGAAAGAUUUUGAUGAAAAUGGUUUUAAAUUUUAUACAAAUUAUGAUAGUCGAAAAGGAAAAGAAUUAGAAGAAAAUCCAUUUGCAUCAAUGUGUUUCUAUUGGCCAUCAAUGUCACGAUCGAUUCGUAUUGAUGGUCGUGUUGAAAAAUUAUCUGAUGUUGAAUCAACUGAAUAUUUUAAUUCACGUCCAAUUGAUUCACAAAUUAGUGCUUGUAUUAGUAAACAAAGUCAACCAGUACCUAAUCGACAAUAUUUACUUGAUCAACGACAAAAAUAUAUUGAUAAUAGUUUACAUGUUCAAAAACCAGAAAGAUGGGGUGGUUUUCUUGUAAUACCACAUACAGUUGAAUUCUAUCAAGGUCAAACAAAUCGAUUAUCUGAUCGUAUACAAUUUCGUCGUAUUUCAUCUGAAUCUGAUAAAAAUAUUUCAAUAGAUUCAAAUGUAACACAUCAAGGUACUCAUGGUUGGAUAUAUGAAAGACUUUCACCAUGA
Molecule: messenger RNA, 720 nt
Organism: Rotaria sp. Silwood1
Lineage: Eukaryota; Metazoa; Rotifera; Eurotatoria; Philodinida; Philodinidae
Source: the annotation of a GenBank genome assembly